AUGUUAUUAACAACAACAACAACAAAUAUAGUUGACAACAACAAUAAUAAACUUAUUGAAGAGCCCUUUCAAACUUUAAUAGGACAAAAAUUAAAUAAUUCGUCAAUUGUACAUAUUUUACCAAUUUUAACUAAAUCUACAAGGGAAGAAGCAACUGUUGAAGAUUUAAAAGAGGAAAAAUCAGAAGAAGAUUUAAUAACUAAUAAAAAUAAGGAGAAGAAGCGUUUGUCGAGUUGUUCUGAUUUUUUAUUAAAUCAAUUGGAUGAUUCGUUAAAUGCUUUAGAAAUGGUUAAGGUAAAAAUUUAG
This is a messenger RNA of Meloidogyne enterolobii, 306 nucleotides long. The record is from the annotation of a GenBank genome assembly. NCBI's taxonomy places the organism in Eukaryota, Metazoa, Nematoda, Chromadorea, Rhabditida, Meloidogynidae.